This is a messenger RNA of Trichoderma gamsii, 1233 nucleotides long. RefSeq lists its product as hypothetical. Gene Ontology annotation, molecular function: zinc ion binding; DNA-binding transcription factor activity, RNA polymerase II-specific. The transcript has a single exon. The record is from RefSeq and is a predicted model, not a curated record. Lineage: Eukaryota; Fungi; Ascomycota; Sordariomycetes; Hypocreales; Hypocreaceae. Bases 1 to 1233 code for a protein of 410 amino acids. Gene Ontology annotation, biological process: regulation of DNA-templated transcription.
AUGCCGAAAAAUGCUGUACAAUCGCCUCCGCCGCGCUCAGCAUGCAUCGCAUGUGCCAAGGCCAAGAGACGAUGUACCAAGAACUUGCCGGCGUGUCGACGCUGCUCACAGAGGGGGCUGAAUUGCCGGUAUCCACCACUCAAACUGACGAUUGAGCUGCCUGAUGACUUCAAAGACAUGCCAGCGUUGGCCAGCACCGGCAUUCUCGCUGCGGUAGAGACGCCGCCGCCAUCUCAAGACUUAUGGGGCUUCAAUGAUCUUGUUAAUAACAUGAACACGUGUUUUCAUCCGCCUGUGUGGUUUCUGCUACCCGAGUCCUGGGCAAUUGUUCACCAACCGGCUCCAUACCAGCAAUCUGAGUCUUUAAGUGGCGGUCUUCUGGACUCUACAGAAAGGAUCCUGUCCUGGCUGCAACAGUGGGUAAAUGAUUGCUCAUGUCCCUUUAUUCAUGCACAUCUAUAUAAAGACGACCUGCCCAGUUGCAUACAAAAUGCCUUUACCGCCACUGCAGCAUACUUUGCCAAGACGGCAGCGAAUAAAGGACUCAUUCUCCGCAUUAUCGAAGGCAACUGUAAUGCAUUACUUGAUCAGCUUGAAGAUGGCCUAGAUGCUGGCGAAGACACAGCUACAUCAGGCACAUUUCAUUACCUAGCGCGCACCCAGACCUUACUAAUAUACCAAAUCAUUCGUUUAUUUGACGGUGACAUUCGGUCAAGAGCACAGGCGGAGAAUAGCAUGGACCUUCUCCUGUCAUGGGCCGGUCAGCUGUGGGAGAGUGCUAGCAAGGACGCGGAAUUAGCCAUUUAUGAAAAGGCCUCCCUGACUUCCUCUAUAACUGCGGAUAGAUGCGGCGGUAUAUCAGAUCCAAACGCAUUUCGCGUUGACGGGAGUGUGCCGGCUCUCUGGCGCGCAUGGUAUGCUGCCGAAUCAAUCCGGCGGACAUACGUUGCCAUCAUUUUUGUCCAAGGCAUGUAUCAGACGCUGAAACAAGGCUGGGCGUGUUGCCCUGGCGGAGUCAGCUUUACCGUGACAAAUGGUCUGUGGGACUCCCCGUCUGCGCAUACGUGGUGGGAGUUAUUCAUUCAAGAUACAGCUCCUCCGGCGCAAAGCUUGCAGCUUGAGAGGCUGCUGCUUGAGAACCAACCAGCAGAGGUCGAUGCAUUUGUGCAGCCUCUGCUUGUUGCUUCGUACGGGCACGAGAGAGUGGAUCAAUGGAUAACUCAGCAAGCAUAG